This is a messenger RNA of Blastomyces gilchristii SLH14081, 2124 nucleotides long. RefSeq lists its product as uncharacterized. Bases 432 to 1058 code for a protein of 208 amino acids. Lineage: Eukaryota; Fungi; Ascomycota; Eurotiomycetes; Onygenales; Ajellomycetaceae. The record is from RefSeq and is a predicted model, not a curated record. The transcript has a single exon.
CGCCAAGCCCGCUAUGUCAUCCCCCGCCAUUCGCAAAUAAACAUGAGGCUGGGAACCAAUAUUAGAAUAAUCAAGAAAUAUUGCCAACCCGGCUGCAUCUUCGAUCUCAAUUGCACCCAGCUUCAUAUUUUCUUCUUUGCUCUCUUUCUCUAGCCUUGCUUCUUUCAUCUUUUUAUUCUUCUCUCAUUUCUGCUGUUGGCAUUGUUGUAUCAGCACUCGUUUUCACCUUUACUAGUAUAUAACUAAACAGCCAGCUCCCUUCUUUAUCUACUACCUAUAUACAUCCUUGGACGUCCCGCCUCCCAGACUCACCGACCCUCUUCCCAGAAACGCAUCUGAAAAAAUUGCUGCUAACUACAUAUGAGACAAACCCGUGACUAUUUCAAUACAUUUUUGGUAUCUCAUGGUCAAUACCAAAUCCUAUCCACAAAAUGGCGCCUGUACCAUUAUUCACAGCUGCCUCAGGUAGCCUGCAAAACUUCGCCCGAGAUAUCGCACAGAUAGAUCCUUUGUCUAACCCACAAAAACGAGCCUCCCUAUCAUCCCAACACAAUGCUUUCUCAGCACCCUCCCUCGGUAUAUCUCUCAUGGCCAAAACCAGAGACAUAACACAAUCGAUAUCAUCUUCCUCCUCCCACCUCCAGCGCCGCGACCGCAUGAUAUCAAUCCCGUCGACCUACUCCUCCUUCACCUCCUCCCCCGGCACAGUAGUGGGUAUAGUAGUCGGCACAGUCGGCGGCUUCGUGCUAGUUAUAUGGAUUCUAUUCCUCAUUUUCGGCGGCCGAACUACUGUUAUCGAUGACACGACGACAGUGACAGACGACAGCAGGCCUCCUCGCCGCCCUCAAUCACAUCGACGACGGCCGGAGGUGAUUGAGGUUUUCAGUUCCAGUGCAUCUUCGCCAUCAUCGGGGGAGGAUGUUGUGGAGGUGUUUGAGGAAUUGUCGACGCCGUCGCAAUCGGAGAGGUCUUAUAGCAAACGCACUGGGUCUUACCGGACUGUUGAUCCCCGCCAGUAUGGAGGUGGGAGAGGUUCUGGUCGACGGGCACGGCAUUAAUAAAGGGGGGGUUUUUCUGAGGCGUUGUUAUGGAAUCUGUGAGAUGAGAGUAUUAGCUGCUUUUUCGACCGGAGUGCAUUGUUUGCAUAUAAAAUUCACUUUCACCGAAUCCGAUAUUCAGGGAGAAUGCUGCGGCAAUGACUCGCGGCUGACCCACAAAGGGAGGCAAGAAGUCACUCCCAAAGUUGCCCUGUAUUCAACCUCGCUCGCCCUUUCUUCUUGAUCGAAUGUUGGAAUUAUCCAAAAAUGGUCAGGGUCUCGAGAUUUUGAGACACAUCAUUGAACCAUCGUCCAGGUCUCUGGGUGAGGAAUCCGAGAUUUCACAAUACGGCUAUUGUGUGCUUAGGAGCCCAUCUGGUGUUUCUUUCCGCCUUCCUCUCCGGUUGUUCUUUCAUGCCCAAGUGCGAAUCAUCUUGGCUUCUGUUGACGACGAUAAGAAUGGGCCUUUCCUUUCUUUUUUUCCCCGUGUUUAUUAUGAUAUCCAACGAGCGGCGUUCUAAGGAUGUUUGAGUGGUUCUGUUUUCCUGUUUUGACACUACCUAGGGGUAUACGGUUGUUCUUAAUGAUUUGAUUUUAAUUUACAUUUCUCAAAAUUUUGUAGGGGAUAUAUCUUCUGGCAAUGCAUGUGUUGGUUUGAAGUCAGGCAAGAGAGGGAAAUCGGGAUAUUACCUGGUGACUGCAUUUGGAUGUGAAGGUUUUUUAUCGGGCUACAGUUGAACGUGGUUGCCAACAAAACUGAACAUGGUGCAGCUGAGCAAUGGUUCCAACCAAUUUCAACUGUGGACCCAUGGCAGUAUACUCCCCAUUAGCUUUUAAAGUACGUGGUACUAGACAUAUCCCGCACAUUAUUAUCUCUACACUCUCUCAAUAAUAUUGAUUUUUCAUAUUUCUUGAGAUUCUAACUCAUUCUAUUCUAGGUCUUUCUAAUACUAAUUCCAGUUUUUAACCCUCCAAUCUACAUCUCUACACACUAAUAAGAAGCUGGAUACUGAGAAGGGGAAUGAGGACAGUCAGUCUUUAUCAGUAAUAUGGGUUGUAUUAUUAUGUAUGAGGUGUGGAGUGAGUG